AUGGUGUUGAAGAAGGAGGUGCUCAAGGAUCCGGCGCGCGUGCCGGAGACGGAGCAGGCCGUCUUCGCCGCGGGCUGCUUCUGGGGCGUCCAGCUCGCGUUCCAGCGCGUGCCCGGCGUCGUGAGGACCACCGUCGGCUACACGAUGGGCCGCUUCAGCAACCCGACCUACGAGGAGGUCUGCUCCGGCGUCACGGGCCACACGGAGGCCGUGCACGUCGUCUUCAGGAAGGCCGAGAUCUCCUACGAGGAGCUGCUGACCGUGCUCUGGGAUCGCAUGGACCCGACGGCCAAGGACCACCAGGGCAACGACUACGGUACGCAGUACCGCUCCGGCAUCUACUUCCUCACGAACGAGCAGAAGGCCAUCGCCCUCAAGUCCAAGGCCAAGAUCCAGGAGAAGUACUCCGCGGAGAUCGCGACGGAGGUCCUCCCCGCGCAGCACUUCUGGCCCGCGGAGGACUACCACCAGCACUACCUCGCCAAGCUCGGCCAGAGCCACGAGAAGGGCGUCUGCACGGCCAUCCGCUGCUACGGCUGA
Molecule: messenger RNA, 540 nt
Organism: Aureococcus anophagefferens
Lineage: Eukaryota; Pelagophyceae; Pelagomonadales; Pelagomonadaceae
Exons: 2
Coding region: 1-540 (179 amino acids)
Biological process (GO): cellular response to oxidative stress
Cellular component (GO): cytoplasm
Molecular function (GO): peptide-methionine (S)-S-oxide reductase activity
Source: RefSeq, a predicted model, not a curated record